GUGGCUCAUCAUGAGAUACCUUUUACUGAGACGCUAGUACCCACAGGCAGGUAAUCUGUACCUGUGCUGAGAAGGUUGGAGGAAUAGGUCCGCUCUCAGUUUCGUCUGUUUUGCGCCAGCGAGAUUUUUCGAAAUUCUAUGUUAUUUCUUUUUGCUUGUGAACUCCUGGAGUUGAGAACACUGGACAUAUUGUGCACGAGGAGGAUAUAACAGUCUUCUGUAUUCAUGAGAAAUGGAUUCCAACGGCAUUGCUGAUAAACAAUGUUUGGAGGGUGACAAAGACCUGCAGUUCCUGAUAAACGGCGGGGACCUUUUGAAAGUCCGUUCGGGCUCAUGGAAAAAGACACGCUACUAUAAGCUGCAGGAGGACUGCAAGACCAUGUGGCAUGAGUCCAAAAAGACCAUGAAGUCCAAAAACACAUUCUCUCUUGAGGACAUUGAAGCGGUACGAACAGGUCGGCAAACUGAGGGUCUGAGGAAAUACACAGAAGAGUCAGUGGAGGGUCGAGCAUUCUCCAUUCUGUUUAAGGGGCGACAGAAAACCCUGGACCUGAUCGCUAGCUCUGAGGAGGAAGCCAAGAAGUGGGUCAAUGGUUUGGAGAAAGUCAUCUCAAACAUGAACAACCUCACUCCGCAGAAGAAAACGGAGCACUGGAUUUACAGUUGUAUGCGUAAAGCAGAUAAAAACUUGGACAACAAGAUGAGUCCGAAAGAGCUGAAGAGCUUUCUACAAGACAUCAACAUUGAGGUGGACGAAGACUAUGCUGAAAUGCUCUUUCAGAAAUGUGACCAAUCGAAGGGUGGAUUCCUAGAGGGCAAGGAGAUUGAGCAUUUCUAUAAAAUCUUGACACAAAGAGAGGAAAUCGAUGUCAUCUACGGAGAGUAUGCAAAGACAGAUGGUCUUAUGAGCGCCACUGACCUGCUGAAUUUCCUGUUGAAUGAGCAAAGAGAGGAUGUGUCUCAGAAUGAUGCUCUUCAGCUUAUUGAGAAAUAUGAACCUGAUGAAAAUGCCAGAGCCAAACAGCAAAUGACAAAGGAUGGCUUCCUAAUGUACCUGCACCAGCCAGAGGGGCUGAUCUUUAACCCGGCCCAUAAAAGUGUUUACCAGGACAUGAACCAGCCUCUCAACCAUUACUUCAUCUCCUCCUCUCAUAACACAUACCUGCUGGAGGACCAGCUCAAGGGACCCAGCAGCACUGAGGCGUACAUAAAAGCACUUCUAAAGGGAUGUCGCUGUGUGGAGCUGGACUGCUGGGAUGGAUCAGAUGGAGAGCCAGUGAUUUAUCAUGGAUACACUCUCACCUCAAAGAUCCUCUUUAAAGAUGUGAUUCAAGCCAUUAAAGAAUAUGCCUUUAAGACGUCCGAGUACCCUGUGAUCCUGUCUUUGGAGAACCACUGCACUGUGGAGCAGCAGAAGACCAUGGCUCAGCACUUGAUCUCUAUCCUGGGUAGCGCUCUGGUCACCAAACCCCUCGGAGAUCAGAUGCCCACACACUUCCCUUCUCCAGAGGAACUCAAAGGCCGGUUCAUAGUGAAAGGGAAGAGACUAAACAAACUUGAGGACACAUUUUCAGAUGAGUUCAAAACAGCAGAUGAAGAAAGUGUAACAGAGGAAGAAGAUGAUGAAGGUGAUGAAGAAGACCGUGAAAAGAAGUCUAACGAAUCGAAGUCGCUGAAGUUGGCAAAGGAGCUGUCUGAUAUCGUGAUCUACUGCAAAAGUGUCCACUUCCAUGGGUUUGAGGAUUCCCGGGACAAGCAGUCAUUUUAUGAGAUGGCCUCAUUCAAAGAGGGAAAAGCUGUGAAACUGGCGGAGGAAUCAGCAACCAAUUAUAUCCGUCAUAAUACAGACAAGCUCAGCAGGAUUUACCCAGGGGGACUGAGGACGGACUCCUCGAACUAUAACCCUGUGCCUCUGUGGAACGCAGGCUGUCAGAUAGUGGCCCUCAACUUCCAGACACCCUGCACAGAGAUGGAUCUGAAUCAGGGGCUCUUUCUUCAAAACGGACAGAGUGGUUACGUCCUAAAGCCUUCUUACCUACGAGACCGAGACACUGAGUUUGACCCCAUCACUCUCACCAAGGGACCAUGGUUAAAGAGAAAGAGUCUUCAUGUGAUGGUGAUCUCAGCCCAGCAGUUACCCAAAGUGAGCCAAAGGAAGUCCUCUAUUGUUGAUCCCAUUGUGCAAGUGCAGAUCUACGGUGUGCCAGCUGAUACGACCGUGGUGGAAACGCAGUACAUUGAGAAUAAUGGCUUCAACCCCAUGUGGAAUGAAAACUUCCAGUUUGAUGUGUGUGUGCCAGAUCUAGCCCUUGUGCGCUUUUUGAUCGAGGACUACGAUGCCACAUCGAACAAUGAAUUUAUUGGCCAGUACACACUUCCCUUCAACAGCCUAAAGAAAGGAUACCACCAUGUGCCAUUGUUCACCAUGAAUGGAGACCUCCUUUCUUCAGCUGGGCUUUUCGUUCACAUCAUGAUUUUGGAUGCUGAAUAAUACGCACAAUGGUGCAGGUUUUAUACUGUAUCUGAGAUGAUAUCGUGUCACUAUAUUCAACAGCGCAGACGUCCUAAAGGGGAAAUGUCUUGACAAUGAGGCAGCUUAAGUGAUUCUGAUGGGUAGGGAAAUUGUAGGAAUACAGCAACCUUUCUGAAGUUGUAAUAUAAUGGUCUCGCAUUUAAUAUUUUAAUUUUUUUUGUACUUUUUACUAUUUGUAAAAUGUUAUACAGUUUAGUAUGCCAAAUGGAUUACUUACUACAAAUGUGCAUUCUGAACAAUAUUCAUGAGUAUCAACCUUUAGACUUAGUUAAACAGUUUUUAGAUAUACAGAUUUUAGCAAUUACAAAUCCAUCCUCUGUAGUAUUUCUAGAUGCAUGUGUUUUUAAGCUUGCAUUAGAGUUUUUGUCUUUUAUGUAGUUACACACCAUAUCAGAUUUGUUAUAUUAAAUAAGAUACUUAAAUUGUCAUGUUUCUGGCUGAUACUGUCAGCGAACUCAUAAAGCCAGUGAUUCUGAUGAAACACAUUGCCAACUGUAUACAUCCAUGUAAAGGAGAAAUAAAAGUAAGUUAUUUAAAACUA
Messenger RNA from Ctenopharyngodon idella (grass carp), 3074 nucleotides. It is a transcript of the gene plcd1b, whose product is annotated as phospholipase C, delta 1b. NCBI's taxonomy places the organism in Eukaryota, Metazoa, Chordata, Actinopteri, Cypriniformes, Xenocyprididae. Bases 233 to 2491 code for a protein of 752 amino acids. Gene Ontology annotation, biological process: phosphatidylinositol-mediated signaling; lipid metabolic process. The record is from RefSeq and is a predicted model, not a curated record. Gene Ontology annotation, molecular function: phosphatidylinositol-4,5-bisphosphate phospholipase C activity; calcium ion binding. The transcript is spliced from 15 exons.